This is a messenger RNA of Lodderomyces jiufengensis, 1209 nucleotides long. RefSeq names its product Tim54p (gene TIM54). Bases 1 to 1209 code for a protein of 402 amino acids. Gene Ontology annotation, biological process: sphingosine biosynthetic process. NCBI's taxonomy places the organism in Eukaryota, Fungi, Ascomycota, Pichiomycetes, Serinales, Debaryomycetaceae. The record is from RefSeq and is a predicted model, not a curated record. The transcript has a single exon. Gene Ontology annotation, cellular component: intracellular membrane-bounded organelle; membrane; cytoplasm.
AUGACUGAAGAAGUCAAACCACCAAAACCAAAACCACCACCAAAAAAGGGGUUUUCAAACCCAGCUCUUCGAAUGAUGGGUAUACCCAGAAUUUCAUUACCAUCAAGAAAUUGGAUGAUUUUUUGGUCAGUUUUAAUUGGGAUUGGAUCAUCAAUAGCUUAUGAUAAAUAUGAACAAAAACAAAUUAGAGCUAAAUGGAUGUCAGAAGUAUCAAAAUUAGGAGAAGAAAUUUAUUCAAAUGAUAAAAUUCCAAGAAAAUUAACCAUAUAUAUUGCACCACCACCAAAUGAUUUUUUAGAUCAAAGUUUAAAAAUAUUUAGAAAAUUUAUAAAACCAAUUUUAAAUUCAGGAUCUAUUGAUUAUGAAAUAUUUAGUGAAGAUAGACAAGGAGAUAUAAGAUCAAGUGUUGCACAAAGGAUUAGGGAUUUAAGAAUAAAAGAACUAGAGAAAAAUCAAUCACAGAAACCUAUUGAACAAGUAGAGGAACAACCGGAAUACAUAAGUCGUUCUAAAUUAUGGAAUCCAGUUGACUUAUUGGGUCUUUAUAAAGUUAUACCGAAGGAUAUGAAUGUACAGUCAGAUGAUUCAAAUGAAGAUAUAGCCGGUGGUGUAGUAUGUAUUGGAAGAGGAGCUUAUAAAGAAUAUUUAAGUGGAUUACAUGAAGGUUUAUUAGGUCCUUUACAAAAACCAAAAGAAAUAGAGGACGAAGAAAAUAAAAGAGCUGAACAAAAACAAAAAGAUAAAGAAGCAAAUCCAGAUAUGGAAGAUGAAGAUGAUGAUCGUAAUUUAAAACCAGUACCAUUAAAAUAUAUAAGUACAAAAGAUUAUGAAUUAGCACCAUUAGCUCCAGAAUUUAAUAUGAAUACUAUACAAAGGGAUGAAAAGGGAGUACCUUAUUUUUUUGAACAACCAAUUUAUGUUUUCCCAGUUCCAGCAAUUCAAGGUUUUACAAAUAUUCCUCGAAAAAUCUAUCGUUAUUUCACAAAAAGAUUUUUUGCAGAAGAUUAUAGUGAAAGAACAAGUCAUAUUGUAAAUAAAGAAACUAGACCAUUUGUAUAUAAAGAUGUUUUAAUGGGGAAAGAAGAAGAAAUAGAUUGGCCUAAGAAAUGGGUUAAAAAGGGUAAUGAAAGAGGAUCUGAAUGGGUACAAGAUUUAGGUUAUGAUGAUAGAGUAAUUUCUAGAUUAAGAGUAUUUGAUGAUAAAAAAUAA